This is a messenger RNA of Drosophila willistoni, 893 nucleotides long. Its product is annotated as stromal cell-derived factor 2. NCBI's taxonomy places the organism in Eukaryota, Metazoa, Arthropoda, Insecta, Diptera, Drosophilidae. The transcript is spliced from 2 exons. The record is from RefSeq and is a predicted model, not a curated record. Bases 119 to 757 code for a protein of 212 amino acids.
UGUUUGUUCUUCAGCCCUUGUCAACAUCAUUUGUUUGCGUGUAAAUUAUUAUUGCAUUAUAACUGAGUGUUGGAGUAUUAAAUAAAACUAAAAUAGAAUAAAAAUAAUUAUAGACAAAAUGCUCAAUCUACUGGUGCUAACCUGCCUAUCCAUAAUCAGCUGUCUGCCCAGCUAUCAAGCCACCCAGACAAAUGUUGUGACGUGUGGUUCCAUACUAAAGCUGCUCAAUUCGGAUUACAAUUUCCGCCUCCACUCGCACGAUGUGAAAUAUGGCUCAGGAUCGGGCCAACAAUCGGUGACUGGUGUGGAGCAGAAGGAGGAUGUCAAUAGUCAUUGGGUGAUCAAGGCCCUGACAAAUGAGCUUUGCGAGCGUGGAGAGCCCAUUGCAUGUGGCAACACCAUAAGACUGGAGCACUUGUCGACCAAAAAGAAUCUGCACUCCCAUCACUUCAGUUCACCCCUAUCUGGAGAGCAAGAGGUCUCCGCCUAUGGUACAGACGGUUUGGGUGAUACUGGCGAUCAUUGGGAAGUGGUUUGCUCUAAUGAGAAAUGGAUGCGGGAUGCUCACAUUCGUUUGCGUCACAUCGAUACGGGCAUGUAUUUGGGCAUGUCAGGACGUUCGUAUGGUCGUCCUAUUUCUGGACAAAUGGAAAUUGUCGGCGUUCAUAAUCCAAGACACGGCACACGAUGGACCACAGCAGAAGGCCUGUUCAUUGUUCCCAAAGAUCAGGAUCAGUUGACGCACGAUGAAUUGUAGUGCCGCCCAUGACAAGAAAAAUUCAGCCAAAUCCUACUUACUUCUAUUUAUUAGUUUAUUAAAAUUAUCUAAUUUAGUUGAAUUUUCUGCGUUUUUACCAGCCAAUGAAAAAAGAAUAAGCAAGAAACAAAUUAAA